Messenger RNA from Rotaria socialis, 1902 nucleotides. The record is from the annotation of a GenBank genome assembly. NCBI's taxonomy places the organism in Eukaryota, Metazoa, Rotifera, Eurotatoria, Philodinida, Philodinidae.
AUGUCUGAUUCAAAUAAUUUAUUUGAAAUUCUGGCUUCAUGUAUUGGGCCAGCGCCAUUGCCAUAUGUGUGCCGGAUGUAUAUGGAUCUUUCGAUCAUUCCAUCAUCGAUUUUGUCAUCUGAUUUACGUACACGAACUAUUCAAAAAGCAGUAAAUGAACGUUUUAAAAGUCAGUUUACUAUUGGCCAAAUUCGGAUAUUAACAAAUUUGAUUGCUAUGAAUAUACAUUUUGUUCGUAAUAUUUUUCUGAUGGACGAUUUAUCUUAUAUUAACCUUUCAGUAAAAAUAUACCAUAGCACCAUUGAUAUCUUACAUGAUUUAUUGCUUUUGCCAUUUACCAACACAUGUAUCUAUUGUCAACAAAUAUUAACAUUUUAUGAUACUAAAAUGAUUCAUGUUAUUGAUUAUUCUAAAAAUAUGGAAGCCAUGACGGUGAUGAUGGAAUGUAAAUCAUGUAAUCUUAUAUAUGGCCACUCAUCAUUCGUUUCAGUGAAAAAUCGUCGUCGAUAUAUUAAUCAGCAUUCAAUUAAUAGUCCUAAGAAAAUUUUUUACUUAUGCGAUUCAUUGGGAUUUACUACAUCAGUUUUAUAUGAUUAUACAUGUCAAUUGAUGAAUCAUCAAUCCCCGUUCAAUGCAUUUAUUCAUACAGUAUUAGAUCGUAUCAGCUAUGAACAAUCUGAUGUUAGUCAUUGCUUAGAACAUAUCUAUUUGACAAAAGUUUUUCAAUCAUACUGGUUUUUAUACAAUAUUGUUUGGUUUGAGUUUAUGCUUGGUAAAGGUACAAUGGUUUCUAUACCUGAUUCAUUGAAUCGUUCAGAACUUGAACAGUAUAUUGAAAAUUCGUCCGGAUGGUGGUAUCAUCUAUUUUCUAUCUUCUGGUCACGCCAUAAGGUACUUCCAAAUAUUAAAUGUAAUACCAUCAACUGUAGUAAAUGCAUUAUUGUUGAUGGACAUCAAAAGUCAAAAAGAUUGGUUUGUGAAUAUAAAAAUGUGGUGGAUACAACAAUCGAUGAGAUGACAUCAAUUGAAAUCGGAUGUCCAUAUACGCCCUGUCGAAAAACAAAAGCCAAUGAUUCGAUACUCACAAAUUUCUGUCGUUAUCAUCAACCAUCUAAUAAUCUAUUCCCCUCUUCUGAAAUGCAAAAGGCAUGUCAAUUGGCUGUUGAAUAUGCGCAACGGGAUCAACAAUCCUUGGAAGAUCAUAAAACUCAAUGCUCAAAUUAUCGUGAUGACAGCGAACAAAUUCGAAAGUCGAGAACAUUUGGAUUUUUAGCUUCUUAUCAUCCAUGCGGUGUAUCAAUUGGUUUCGUAGAAGCUAUUAAAGCUGAAGGCAUGCGAUCUAUUACAAGACAUUUAUUGCGUUCCAUCAUACAUGGUUGUCAAAUGCCCGAUGCGCUUCUAUACGAUUGCGCAUGUACGCUUAAAUUACAUUGGCAAAAGUGGAUAGGUACUGACAUGUUAAAGUUAACUAAUAUAACACGACAACUUCCAAGAUAUAUUGCUCUUGACAACUUCCAUCAACGUACACAUACUAGAUCGAUAUGUCAAACCGUUAUGAAGAUGGACCAUCCGUCUCACGAAGGACGGUUUUUGGGAGUAAAUAGUCAAGCAGCCGAAAUUGGCUUUCAAUUUAUUGCUAAAGCAAAAUAUUCGUUAAGAAACUUUUCGUUUCCAUAUUCAACAGUAAUGUUAAUGCUCAUGCUGCAUUUGAAAAAUUGUAGAAUCGUUGGUAUCAAUGAAUACCAAAUUGGCUUAUCAUCAUUAUAUUUUUCAAAUGAAAUUAAAGAUUAUUUUCUAACACGCAGAGUAUGUGAAACAUUUGGAACAUUCGAUAAAGACGAUGAAAAUACUGAAGAAUUCGAUGUAAUAGAAGAUUAUAAUGAACUAACAACAGAAGAAUAA